AUGUCGCUAGUACCUUCUCCUUGCAACAAGCUAUUAUUAGCAAGAAAGAUUUUGGCUGCAAUGUCAAAAUUUUCAAGUGCAGUGAAGACUGACUUAGAGAAAUUUGAUGGAAGAAUCAAUUUUGACUUGUGGAAAAUUCAAUUCAAAGAUGUUUUGAUACAAAUAGGAUUACAGAAGGAGUUGAAAAAAAACAUUUCCAACAUGGGCAACGAGAAAUUGGAGGAACUAGAUUUGAGAGUUUCGAGUAUAAUCUGCAUGUCUUUGGCUAAGAAUAUUCUUGCGAAUAUUCAUGUAUCUGAUCAUCUAAGUGUUCUAUAUGGUAUUGUUUCUGAAUUGGAAACUAUUGGAGUCAAGAUUGAUGAUGAAGAUAAAGAUUUGAGACUCAUGUUGUCUCUUUCAUCAUCCUAUGAGCAUAUUAAACCUGUUUUGAUAUAUGGGAAGGAAAGUUUGAGUUUUGAAGAAGUGUCUAGUAAAAUUGAGGGUGAGGAUAAUACUUCAUCAAACUCAGUGUUAGUUGAUAGAGGAAGACCUUAUGUGAAAAAAACAAUAAAACAGGCUUGUAUUUGGGAUUACUUCAAUUUGAAAAAGCAUACAUUACUGACGGCUUCAGACCACCAGACAUUGGAGGAUGCAAACAUGACAAUGGACCAUGAUAUUCUUCUAGAAGUUUCAGUCGAUACAGAUCGUUCUUCUCAUUCUGGUGUGCAUUCAAUAGGAAAUGAAUUAGCAUUGGUACCAUUAGAACCUCCAAGAUCAUCUGUGUCAAUUGCAGGGGGACCUACCUUGUCAAAUGGUCACUCAACUGGGUCUGGUUUUAAUUUGUAUCAGGGAAGUUCCGUAAGUUCAUCAUUGACUACCAUGGAUGAUAACUAUGACAUAUAUAGAGGUGAAAGAGGUGGUUUAGCAGGUCUGCAGAACUUGGGGAAUACCUGCUUUAUGAAUAGCACUCUUCAAUGUUUAGUCCACACUCCACCACUUGUUGAAUUUUUCUUACAAGAUUACAACGAUGAGAUCAACAGGGACAAUCCUUUAGGAAUGAGUGGUGAGUUAGCACUUGCAUUUGGUGACUUGUUGAGGAAACUCUGGUCCUCUGGGCGAACUGCAAUUGCACCACGCGCGUUCAAGGGAAAGCUGGCCCGAUUUGCUCCACAAUUCAGUGGUUAUAACCAACAUGAUUCUCAAGAAUUGCUUGCCUUUUUAUUGGAUGGACUGCAUGAAGAUUUGAAUCGUGUGAAACAAAAGCCUUACAUUGAAAUGAAGGACUCAGAUAAUAGGCCAGAUGAGGAAGUUGCGUACGAGUGUUGGAAAAAUCAUAUGGCUCGGAAUGAUUCAUUGAUUGUUGAUGAAUGCCAGGUGAGUCAAUACAAAUCAACAUUGGUUUGUCCUGAAUGUGGCAAAAUUUCAAUUACUUUUGAUCCAUUUAUGUAUUUAUCAUUACCACUUCCUUCAACUGUCACCCGGGCAAUGACAAUUACUGUCUUUUAUUGUGAUGGGAGUGGUCUUCCCAUGCCGUACACAGUGAAUGUUCUGAAGCAUGGUUGCUGCAGAGAUCUUUGCCAAGCAUUGGGCACUGCAUGCUGUUUGAAGAGUGAUGAAAUGCUUUUGCUUGCAGAGGUUUAUGAGAAUAAGAUUUAUCGAUAUCUAGAGAAUCCGUUAGAGUCAUUGACUUCUAUCAAGGAUGAAGAACAUAUUGUGGCCUAUCGACUCAAGAAUGGAGCCAGGAAAACAAAACUAGAAAUAUUGCAUCAAUGUCCGGAUAAUGUGAAGGGUGGAGACAGGAAGAUCUUUGGAACUCCCUUGGUUACUUAUUUGGUAGAAGAUCCUCAAUAUGGAGCAAACAUUGAGGCAUAUGUACAUAGAAUGUUGGCACCUUUAGGAAAAGCACAUUCUUCAACUAGGUCUCAUGAAGGGAAGGAAAAUGGUUUCAUCUCAGGUGGUAGUGAUGAGCGCUUUUAUCCAUCCUCAAAAGUGAAGAAGUCAAAGGAAGAGAGUGACAAAUCUGACGAAGAAGUUUCCGAAAAGGAAGAAACGGGUUUAUUCGUCAGACGCUAUAAUAGAUAUCUUAAGAGGAACAAGCUCAAGCAUACCGAUAAAGGUCUAGUGAAUUUCAAAAAUACUCAUCCACUUAAGAAGGAUCACAAGAAAGAAGAUGAUGAGAUCACAUGCUAUGAAUGUGGUAAAUUAGAACAUUAUAGAACUAUAUGUCCAAAUUUCACCAAACAUCAUAAAAGCAAAGACAAAGUCUUCUACAAGACGAUGGGAAAAUCUUCCAAAGGUUGUAGAGCCUACAUCUCAUGCAAAGAAGAGGUGGAAAGUUGCUCCUCCGAUUCUUGCUCGAGUUUAGAUGAUGAGUGUGCAAGAUUUUUCUUGAUGGAAUGA
Molecule: messenger RNA, 2379 nt
Organism: Lathyrus oleraceus (garden pea)
Lineage: Eukaryota; Viridiplantae; Streptophyta; Magnoliopsida; Fabales; Fabaceae
Product: ubiquitin carboxyl-terminal hydrolase 9
Exons: 11
Coding region: 1-2379 (792 amino acids)
Biological process (GO): protein deubiquitination
Molecular function (GO): cysteine-type deubiquitinase activity
Source: RefSeq, a predicted model, not a curated record